UUUUUUUUUCUCAAGGCAAGCCACAAAAGAUAAGAUGCAGUCUCUAGACCACCACUCCAACUCUUUCACACUGCAGUCAGUUCCAAAAUGGGUGCAAGUCGCUUAGCCGUCUCUACCGUCUUCUUCCUUUCCCUCACACUUUCCAGUAGCCGAGCUGUGAAGAGCAGUUGCAUCCAAUGGAGAAAACCUGGUGAAUCUGUAAAAAUUAGCUGCAGUCCAACAUCAAAAGAAGAUCAUUUGUAUUUGUAUAAGUUUUGCGAGAGUUUCCCUGUUCUCCAAUGGGACCUAAAAGAUACAUUUACCAUUAAAGCUGGAUGGGAGCCAAGAGUCAAGACAGAAGUGACAGAGACCAAAGGACUAAUCAUCACAAUAGCCAACCUGACAGCAGAAGACACAGGUUACUACAACUGUCAGUACAAGGUGUUAAAAGAUUUCAAUUUGGUCGUGACGAGUGGAGCCGGCUCUGUUCUCCUGGUGGUUCAUGUUUUUGAUCAAAUAGAUGCAGUUGAAACCUUCCCCUUGAUCCUAGUAGUUGUGCUGUGCGUUGUCAUCCUGCUACUUCUCUCUGUUCUGGUGACGAUGUGGAUUCUUCGAACGGUGAAGUCCAUGCACAUUAAUGCUGUGAGGCCUGUCCAGCGAGCCCACCCCAGCGACGUCUACGAGGACAUGAGGAGCACCUGCAGGCGUUAGGCCCAUCUGCUUCCUAUCUUCCCAUCAUUGUGGAGCUCUCUAGAAUGAUUGCCUGGGGGAAAUUGAUUGAAUGUGUGCUAUGUCAUAAAUGGGUGCAAUGCCAUUAAUGAGGAGGGACCCCCCCCCCUCUUUAUUUUCUCCCUGUUACUUCUGGGGUCCAAUCAGUUUAGUGAAAAAAGUUUGAAAUAACUUGGGUGGCGCUUGGUGUCAGACCAGGCAGAUAGGGCCCUUAUAAUUAAAAAGGUUAAAAAACUGCUUAACUUCUAAUUUGCAAGAUAUCUGGGGAAGCAGAAGAACAAUGUAUACAGUACAAAUUAGUUGUUCAGAAAUGUAUUCACUGAGGUCGUUUGAUAGCCAACAUGCCUGAUGUGCACACAGUAGGUAGUGGUUUGAAAAAGCUCAGGCUGUCAAAAGGUUCUUGGUGUGAACUAAACUAGUUGAGGGUAUUCUCUUGACUAGAUUCUCUAUAUUUGAGAGAUAUAGUUGCACCGGAGUCAUGUCAUUUAUGUUCAGAGUUAGAGUCUGAAAGCUUUGCAACAAUGGAGCGGCGAGGGUUAGUUCCUUUUCUUUGCGGGACGGUGGGGGGAAGCUUGGCUCCUCUGAAUAUCUCAAAGUUUUGCACCAAAUUUGGUAGGUGGGUUAAGUCCAUGUCAAGUUAAUAACAUUUCGUGCCAAUUUCUGUACUAUGUAAUUAUUUUUCUGAUAUUGCUGAAAGGGUUGGGUCAUAUUUAGCCUGUUGUUGAAUGCAUAUGUUGUACAGAAUUGUUUAAAGAUGGAACUGAUUCAUCAAAAUAUUUGUCUUGCAUUAUGCAUACCUGCAAAUGUAUUUGAUGUACUCAUUUAAAUAAAAAAAUAAUUCCAACUGAA
Molecule: messenger RNA, 1557 nt
Organism: Gadus morhua (Atlantic cod)
Lineage: Eukaryota; Metazoa; Chordata; Actinopteri; Gadiformes; Gadidae
Exons: 4
Coding region: 88-690 (200 amino acids)
Biological process (GO): adaptive immune response
Cellular component (GO): membrane
Molecular function (GO): signaling receptor activity
Source: RefSeq, a predicted model, not a curated record